UUACGCCCUUAUUUGACAGGAAGGGGCUGUCCUUAUCUGACAAGAGAGGAAAAUGUUGGAAAGGAAAGACAGUCGGCUUCAGUAGACUCCAACAGUUUUAUCUCUGCCUCCAGACUUACUUUGUGUGAAUCUUAACGUGGCAGAAGAAAAGCAGCAGUGAUGGCUGAUGCACAAAAGAUCAAGAAAACUGUAACCAAGGUGCUGGGCUGCGUGGAGAAGGUGUCCUCAUUCGCCUCCUCCUUCAACCCCAUCUUUGGGAUUGUCUCCUCCCUGAUUGGGGUGGUUCGCAAGGGCCUGAUUCAGGAAGAGGGCCACGCUCUAGACAGCGAAUUCCAGACGCUCCACACCCAACUGGAGAGCAUCUCUGACAAGAACCAACAAUGUCUGAGGCGGAUCCGCAUCGACGAGGUGAACGAAACCUACGGCAAGUAUGAGGAGUACAUCAAGCACCAGUAUGCUGCCUUCAACAACAUGCUGGCGCAGGUGAAGAAAGAUCCAGACAACUCUCAGAGCUAUAUGGAGACCUUUGAGAAAAUAUAUGAGAGAGACAAGAGUGACAUGAGCCUGGAUGUGUACUACCGCGGUGUGAUGGGUACCAAGUUGCAGUUUGGAAGAUCUCUGCUGAAGGUGUACCUGGACAACUGCGAAGGCAACCGUGAGAUCAUGGAGCGUCGCUGUUCACACAUCACCCACCUGUUCCACAUGGGCCUCAUCGCCCUCAUGGCAUACACAGCUGUUACAGAGGACGACGAAGACGAGGUGCGUGACAAGUGGUCCAAGAGGGUGGAGGACAUCCAGAAGAAGAUGCAGGAGGUGCUCAGUCAGUGCAAAGACAACUCGUCCUGAACAUGAAGCUGCAAAGAGAGGACGUCCGGGAACAAUCUGCUUUGGACCAAGGACAAAAAGACAAAAUAUGUUAUAAUAUAUAUCGAAAUAAAACCAAAGCCAUGCUUUCAUUUAAGCACUUGAGCUGCACCUGAUAUUCUUAUCGCAGCAUUUUAGUUAUUGUAUCGACAUUGUAUGUUAAUUUUUGUUUCAAAGAGACCACUAAAUGUUUCAGUUGAUUUGUGUUACAUGCCAAUAUAAUGUAUGCUGAAGUUUUAUACAAUCUCUUCAAUUAAAAUGUACAUAUUA
Molecule: messenger RNA, 1134 nt
Organism: Cottoperca gobio
Lineage: Eukaryota; Metazoa; Chordata; Actinopteri; Perciformes; Bovichtidae
Gene: rpz2
Product: rapunzel 2
Exons: 2
Coding region: 160-846 (228 amino acids)
Source: RefSeq, a predicted model, not a curated record